CCCAAAAGAAGUUAUAAAACAAACAACAAAAACCGAAAACACCCGCUUCGACAACGAAAUUUCUUGCUCGACAAUGGUUCGGGUCCUCCUGCUAGCGCUAUUGGUAUUGGGGCUGGGGCUAACCAAACGGGUCACCUCGCACGAGGAGUCGGGAGAGUGGAGUUGCGAGUCAUACUCGGAGAUCCAAGUCCAGGCAGAGUUUAGACCCGGAGUCAUCACUCUCAAUGGCCGCGCCAGUGAUUGGAAAGACAUCGAUGGGUUCGAGUUCCCUCUCCGUCCUGCUCUUGAUCCGGAUGAGGACCAUGAGUACAGAGAUGGAAAAAUGAUAGUGAAGGCUUUACAUGAUGGAAAUAACGUCUUCUUCUUGUUGCAAGUUGAUGGGAACUAUGUUUACUCCAAAGGGGAUAGUAGCAGAUGCCCAUCUGUAGCUCUCAUGUUUCAAAUCGGCGACGAUGCUACCUAUCAUAAUAUGGGUGGCUGCAAAGAACAAAGGGGAUCUUGCACCAACAAGACUUGCAAAGGCCAUGAAGUCGACAUUAUGCACUUCUCGAUCGGAAGUGCUAUACCCGGGCGGCUUUAUGGUGGCAACCCGAUGGAUAACAGAAACGCAACUGGAGGCGACAGCUUGGGUCAUUUGGUUGAUGUAUAUGCUUGGAACCCACACUGUAGAUUCCUUGAUGGAAUGGGUCCUGCUGGAAAUGAUUCUAGUGCACAGAAUGACUGGAAAGGAGCAUGGUGGCACAGUAGCUUCAUAGAUAAUUCAGGUUUCGUGGAGGAAGAUAGUCCUUAUUCAACCGGAGAUCAGACGGGAACUUACUAUUUCGAAUUCGCUCGGCCUUUGAGAACCAUGGACCGUUUACAAAAGGAUAUUCAGUUCACAAUCAAUGGAUCGAGCAAGAUGUCGGUCGCAUUCUGGUAUCCAGUCGACGGGAAUCCGUGGGUUGGAUCCGGACAUUAUACAAUCAACUGUGAUUGGGUGCCAUUGUAUAUUGCUUCAGGUGGUUCUAUGCUAACCGAGUCAGCACCGAGCAGCGCCUUGGACGCGACCAGCGCCUUCGCCUUUCUGUUCUCAUUAGCAUCUCUCUGUAUAGCCUUAUUUGUUGCAUAUCAGGUUCGUAGGCCCAACAGUGUCUCAUUUAUGCAAGUAGAAAAUCUUUAGAUACUGAUAA
This is a messenger RNA of Hibiscus syriacus, 1169 nucleotides long. RefSeq lists its product as uncharacterized. The coding region runs from base 74 to 1159 and encodes 361 amino acids. NCBI's taxonomy places the organism in Eukaryota, Viridiplantae, Streptophyta, Magnoliopsida, Malvales, Malvaceae. The record is from RefSeq and is a predicted model, not a curated record. Gene Ontology annotation, molecular function: heme binding. The transcript has 8 exons.